AUGCCAAUUGCUUACAUUAACGGAAAUGUCUACACUGUGGACGAAAAUAUGAUGAGAGCUGAAGCUUUUAUUGUUAACGAUGAUGGAUAUUUCGAUGCUGUAGGAACCACCUCAGAGAUUCAAGCAUUAGCUAGUGGAAUGCUGAUCAUUGAUUUAAAAGGAGAAUUUGUUAUGCCUGGUAUGCAUGAUGCUCAUUGUCAUUUGUUAAUGGCUAGUAGAGAGAAGCUUUUUGAUGCUAAAUUGGGUGUCUAUGGUACAACCGAUGAGAUUGUUAAGGGUUUGAAACAACAUCAACAUGAUCAAUGCGGUCACUUGCAGUCGAUUUCCAACUGGUUGAUUGGAAAUUUCUAUCAUUAUCGAUCAUUCCCAAAUGGUAAACCGGACAGGAAAUUUUUGGAUGAUGCUUUUGGUGAUCAACCCGUGGUUAUUAGAGAAUAUACUACUCAUAAUAUCUUUGCAAACACUGCAGCUUUGAGAGCCGCCGGGUAUGAUAUUGAAAGAGAACAAGAUCCUGUUGAUGGCUGGUUUAUCAGAGACGAAAAUGGUAGAAUGACAGGUGAAUUAAUUGAAGGUGCAGCCACAAAAAUGUUUAAUGCUAUUCCUAAACUUCGUUCUGAAGAUAACAUAGUUGCUUUAAAGUAUGGCGUGAAGAUGAGUAACAGGUUCGGUUUCACUGCUGUACAAGAAGCUUCUGCAAACACUGUGUAUUUGGAAGCAGCCAAAGCUUUGGAAGAGCUGGGUGAUUUGACUAUUAAUUUAGAUGCACAUGUUGUAGCCUAUGGAGUCGGUGCUUUCUCCCAAGAGGUGGUAGGUACUUUACACCAUGCUUUAUACAAUGCAAAGGACUACAAAUCAAAACACUUCAAUCCCAUGUUCACUAAAUUUUGGUUAGAUGGAGUGCCUUGGCCUGAAAACUAUAGUCAUUGCCCAUUAACCGAAGAUGGAGAAGUUGACUAUAAAAGAUUAUUGAUUCCUCAAGAUACCUUCAAGAAAGCUAUUGAGCAAUUUGACAAAGAAGGAAGAACUUGUAAAGUCCAUGUCUGUGGUCAAGGGUCGGCCAAAUUUGCGUUAGAUUGCUUUGAGCAGUUGAGAAAGUUGAAUCCAAACGGUCCUCGUCAUGAGUUAGCUCAUAACAUGAACGUUACCGAUGAAGAUUGUAAGAGAUUCAAGCCAUUGAAUUUAACAGCGGAAAUGUCACCUGCUGUGUGGUACGAUCCUGAUUUCCAACCAGAAGUUAACCCUCAUUCAGUUUACCCUUUUAAUCAAUUAAGGGAUGCUGGUGCUUUGUUGACCAUUGGUUCCGAUUGGGUUUUCUCUCCUGAUACUCCUAAUAUCUUUCCCGGAUUACAAUCUAUCACUGAGAAUAAGCAUGGCUGGGAUUUGACUAGGGAAGAAGUAGUCAAGAUCGUUACUAUUGAUGGAGCUAAAGCUGUUUCAAGAGAUAAAGAGGAAGGAACCAUCACCAAAGGAAAAUUGGCCAACUUCAUUGUGUUGGACCGUGAUUUGUUGACAGCAGAAGACAUCUCUAAGACCAUCGUCUAUAAGACUUACUUCGAGGGAAAGGAAGUUUAUGAUUUCGAAACUGAUGAGUUGAAACAUUUCCAAGGAGUUAUUCCAUAA
Messenger RNA from Yamadazyma jaroonii, 1620 nucleotides. The record is from the annotation of a GenBank genome assembly. Lineage: Eukaryota; Fungi; Ascomycota; Pichiomycetes; Serinales; Debaryomycetaceae.